GCCAUUCCAGCGAUGGGGUAGAGCUAAUCUUAGUUUGUUGUGGCUCAACACACUUGGGAUGCUCUGGGACCAGCGCGGGCUGCUACGCCGGACAUCCCCCCCAUCACGGCGAGAGAGAAUUAGAUCCGAGCAACAAACUCUUUUUGAGACUCCGGAGGCUGUUUUUGCGCGCGCUAGGGUUGCUUCAAACUUAGUUUGACGAAGAGAGGAAGCGGGCCGAGGAAACCGUAGUGGUUUUAGCUGCGCGCGGAAGAAGCAGCGUGCGCGGCGGUGGUUGUUUGGUUUUUGUUUCCUGUGUUGCUGUUAGCUGCGCAAAGGAAGGGGACUGGACACAACGUGAUGGACUUAGAUCAGUGGCUUGAGAAAGUGAAGAGCGGCAACUACCUCUUGGAAGACGAGCUCAAGCAACUAUGUGAAUAUGUGAAAGAAAUAUUGGUGGAGGAAUCCAAUGUUCAGCCUGUCAACAGUCCCGUUACUGUUUGUGGCGAUAUCCAUGGCCAGUUUCAUGACUUGAUGAAGCUUUUUCAGACUGGAGGACACGUCCCCAGCACAAACUACAUCUUCAUGGGUGAUUUUGUGGAUCGAGGUUACAACAGUUUGGAAGUAUUUACAAUACUUUUGCUGCUGAAAGCAAGAUACCCUGCUCAUAUGACGUUGUUGAGGGGUAACCAUGAGAGUAGACAGAUAACUCAGGUAUAUGGAUUUUAUGACGAAUGCCAGCGGAAGUAUGGAAACCCAAAUGCUUGGCGGUACUGCACUGAUGUUUUUGACUACCUUACACUCUCAGCCAUAAUAGAUGGAAGGGUGUUGUGUGUUCAUGGAGGUCUGUCUCCAGACAUUCGGACAAUUGAUCAGAUUAGGGUGAUAGAGAGGCAGUGUGAGAUUCCUCAUGAAGGGCCAUUCUGUGACUUGAUGUGGAGUGAUCCUGAGGAUAUCGAAACUUGGGCUGUUAGCCCACGAGGUGCUGGGUGGCUUUUUGGUGCACGCGUUACCUCUGAGUUCAAUCACAUAAACGGAUUGGAGCUUGUAUGCCGUGCGCAUCAAUUAGUUCAAGAGGGAUUGAAGUACAUGUUUCCUGACAAAGGACUUGUCACGGUGUGGUCCGCUCCAAACUAUUGCUACAGAUGUGGAAAUGUUGCUUCAAUCUUAAGCUUCAACGAAAAUAUGGAGAGAGAUGUGAAAUUUUUUACUGAGACCGAGGAGAACCAGGCUAUGAUGGCACCUCGAGCAGGAGUUCCUUACUUCUUGUAGAGAUAUUUGUCGCAGAUACCACAUGACGACCGGAAAGCAUCAUAUGGUGCUCCUAGUAAAGUAAACCCUGCUACCUGCGUAAUACAUGGAUUGUGGUGUCAUGUCCCAAUGGCUGCGUAUUUGUCUGCAACUUGAUUCAAGGCAGUAAUCAUUCUGUAGCAUUAUGAUUUCUUGGUUAGUCAGAAGGAAGUAUUCUAAACAGACCUCAAAGUAUUGAGGUGAAAUUUGUCAUUUGAAAUAGACUUCUUUUGCCGUAGGAUUUGUUGAACCUUACUGUAUUCAUUUAGUAGUUGUAGAUUGGGCAGCUUUGGUUGGGGAGGGUGCGUAUCGAUUAUCUCUUAUUAUCUAAUGAGGCCUUGACUUAUGUACAUGGUUUUGUGCAGUCAUGUUCAGAGGGUGGGUAGUUGAAUGUUGAAGUUUGUCCGCUAGUUCAGAUGCCACUUAAGUUGUAGCUCAUGGGCACCAAGACAAUGUAGGGUCAAACAUUUUUAAUUUUUUCAUUCUUGAUAUAUGUACUCCGCAAUUUUCGAAGUUGUGACGCACAUUGAAUGUGCAAAGCUAAAACUGGCUUCAGCAGCUUUCUUCCGUGGAGCUAUCUAGUUUCAAGUUA
This is a messenger RNA of Physcomitrium patens, 1861 nucleotides long. RefSeq names its product phytochrome-associated serine/threonine-protein phosphatase. The record is from RefSeq and is a predicted model, not a curated record. NCBI's taxonomy places the organism in Eukaryota, Viridiplantae, Streptophyta, Bryopsida, Funariales, Funariaceae. Gene Ontology annotation, molecular function: protein serine/threonine phosphatase activity.